Brassica napus (rape) is the source of this 1106-nucleotide messenger RNA. Its product is annotated as 50S ribosomal protein L21, mitochondrial-like. NCBI's taxonomy places the organism in Eukaryota, Viridiplantae, Streptophyta, Magnoliopsida, Brassicales, Brassicaceae. Gene Ontology annotation, cellular component: ribosome. The coding region runs from base 42 to 677 and encodes 211 amino acids. Gene Ontology annotation, biological process: translation. The transcript is spliced from 5 exons. Gene Ontology annotation, molecular function: structural constituent of ribosome; RNA binding. The record is from RefSeq and is a predicted model, not a curated record.
CUCUAGUCUCCCAUAAACCUUAAGUGUACUCGUGCUCUCAGAUGGCGAGCCUCCGAUGCCGCCGCGCGACGACGGUUCUCUCGAUCAACCAAACGCGCUCGAUCUCAUCAGUUCGUCGAUUAGAGCUUCCCGGGACCAGCAUUACUCAUGGCAUCCCAUCUCAGAAUCGAUCUCUCACUAGCGAUUUGCCAUGGUAUCGCUCCCAAGGUCGACAUUUCUCCUCGGAAACGAAGGACACCAAUGAAAGCAGCGAAGGAGAAGAUGAUGAUGAUGACUACGAGGAAGUAGAGAGGGAGUAUUCACCGGCGGAGAAAGUAGAGGCGGCUGCGGAGAUUGGGUAUAAGGUGAUGGGUCCUCUUAAAUCGUCGGAGAGAUUAUUCAAACCCUAUGAGCCAGUGUUUGCCGUUGUUCAGAUUGGUUCGCAUCAGUUCAAAGUAAGCAACGGAGACUCCAUUUUCACAGAGAAGUUGAAGUUCUGUGACAUCAAUGAUAAGUUGGUACUGACCAAGGUUCUUCUAUUGGGCUCGGCAAGCCAGACGAUUAUUGGGAGGCCUAUCUUGCCUGAUGCCACUGUUCAUGCUCUUGUGGAAGAGCAUGCAUUGGAUGAGAAAGUGCUCAUUUUCAAAAAGAAGCGAAGGAAGAAUUACAGGAGAACCACAGGACAUCGACAAGUAUAAUUCACAACUCCCUUAUUUGCUUUGAAUUAACUAAGUUGAGAAUAACGGAUAUACAAGGAAUUGAGAAACCAGAACCGAAGAUUGUCCAUAAGCCUUCCAAGGCAGCUGAUACUUUUUGCUUAAAGAGACGAAUUGCUUUUUGCUGUUGUUUCUGAUGCCCAGGAAUUAACUAAGUUGCUUAAAGAGACGAAUUGCUUUUUGCUGUUGUUUCUGAUGCCCAAUACUUUGAAGUAAGUUCACCUUUCUUUGAAGUUAGUAGAACUAGUCUCUGAAAAGACAAAAAAGGCCUUUUUGCUAGUUAGUAGUGUAAUCUCUAACGUGAUCUUGUUUCUACUGGAACUGCUGGCUCAGGCUUUUGAUACUGUUUGUUUUUCUGUUUCAGAAUUCACAAAUAAAGAUUUGCGGAAAAUUAUGCUUUUUGUUUUGUAA